Linepithema humile (Argentine ant) is the source of this 1272-nucleotide messenger RNA. The record is from RefSeq and is a predicted model, not a curated record. NCBI's taxonomy places the organism in Eukaryota, Metazoa, Arthropoda, Insecta, Hymenoptera, Formicidae.
AUGCAGCCAACAGCGAUCGCAUAUUUCUUGUCGCUCUGCGGCUUCCUCGGUGCGGCGACAGUAAAUGUGACAUUCGACAACUUGCUAGAACACUUGUCGACUGCGCUAAAUGAUAUAAAAAAUAAUGUCGACGCCAACCUCAACACGCGAAAUUAUUCUUUAAUAGAUAUUUACCAAUCCUUUUUCCAGUUGGAGCUGAUUAGAAAGGCAGGUUAUCCUGCAGAAGCUCAUGUUGUAUUGACGGAGGACGGUUAUUUUUUAACGAUGCAUCGUAUUCCAGGUGGUAAAAAUUCUCCACUCGUGUUUCUGCAACACUGCCUUUUGUGUAGCUCCGCAGGCUGGGUCGUAAUCGGCAAGAACAAAGCACUACCUUUCAAAUUGGCCGAUCAAGGAUAUGACGUUUGGUUGGGCAACUUCCGUGGUAACACGUACUCGAGAACGCACAUUUCUCUGUCACCGUCGGACUCGAAAUUCUGGGAUUUCAGCUUUGACGAAAUGGGCACAUAUGAUCUUCCCGCGAUGCUCAUAUAUAUCAUGAACCUGACGUCGAAACCAUUGUACACGUACAUCGGUCAUUCAAUGGGCGCGUCCACUUUUUACGUGAUGGCAAUAAAACGGCCGGAAGUCGCUAAGAUGGUCAGAGUGAUGAUCAGCCUCGCGCCUGCAGCCUUUGUAGGAAAUAUGACAAGCUCGUUGCGAUUGCUUGGUACUUUUAUAAGCCCCAUCGAGGCAAUCAUGCGUUUCUUAGCCGUAAAUGAAUUCUUGCCGAAGGACAGUCUGUUGCAGUAUCUGGCGAGAGUGGGAUGCAACGUCGAUCCCUUUACAAAACAGAUCUGCAGGAACAUAAUUCUCCAAGCCAUCGGCUUCGAUAAAGAACAGUUUAAUUAUACUUUAUUGCCCAUGAUCUUGGCUCACUUUCCAUCCGGUACUUCAGUCAAAACCGUAUUGCAUUACAUUCAGGCAAUAAACUCGGGCAAGUUCCGAGCAUACGAUUACGGUCGACAAAAAAAUAUGCAGAUCUACAAUGCGACGGUACCGCCCGAUUAUGAUUUAUCGCGUAUCACAGUGCCGAUCGCACUGAUUCAUGGCAAUAACGACUGGAUUGUUAAUGAAAAAGACGUGAAGAAACUUCGUUGCUUGCUGACCAAUAUAGUGGAUGACUACAGGGUGCCAUUUCCCAAAUUCAAUCAUGUCGACUACUUGUGGGCCAAAGACGCACCUACGCUGGUGUAUGAAAAAAUAUUAGAGACCAUGAAAAAGGAAGUAAAUUAG